CUUCAAUCUGAGGAAAAACCAUGAAUAUUAAGAUCGAAAGCACGAGAAUCGUGAAACCUUUGUAUGAAGGCAAUCCUCCAUUAACCACAAGCCAUGUUCCUCUUAGUGUGUUUGAUAAGGUCUCCUUUGAUACUCAUAUGGGUAUUAUUUAUGCCUAUCGCCCACCCACCCCUUCGAAUAGCACAAUCGAGUUAGGGCUUAAAAAAGCCCUUGCAGUAUAUAGGGAGUGGGCGGGGAGAUUGGGAAAAGACGAGAAGGGUAACUCCGUUAUUUUGCUGAAUGACAAAGGGGUGAAGUUUGUAGAGGCAUCAGGUGAUACCACUCUUGAUAACGUAAUGCCUUUCAAGCCAUGUGCCUCUUUACUCAACCUUCACCCUAGUCUCAUGGGGGUGGCGGAGUUGGUCCAAGUCCAAGUCACACGUUUCAAAUGCGGCUCUCUAGUGGUCGGAUUCACUAACCACCACCUUGUGGCGGAUGGCCACUCCACGAGCAAUUUCCUGGUUGCAUGGGGCAAAGCUUGUCGCGAGGUUAUGAUUCAGCCCUUACCACUAUGCGACCGCACCAUUUUCAUCCCGAGAAACCCACCUAGAAUCGAGUACGAUCACGUCGGGACGGAAUACAUGCCAAAGAAAAACGACCAUUUCCUCAACAAAGAUGAUGCAACAUUCUUGGAUGACAUAGUGGUUCACAAAGUCCACUUCACCUUAGAGUUUCUAACCAAGCUCAAGGCCAAGGCCUCUAUCAUGAACGGCGACGCUAGGCCAUACAGUACCUUCGAAAGCCUUGUGGCUCAUCUAUGGCGGGCCAUAACCAAGGCAAGAAACCUCGGAGACUACGAAACUACCCACAUAAGAAUCGCAGUUGAUGGUCGUGCUCGCCUUAACCCCAAAGUUCCCAACGAGUAUUUCGGCAACUUGGUUUUGUGGGCAUUUCCCACCACCAAGGUUAAAGACUUAUUGCGUCAGCCUCUUUCGUACACAGCUAUGCUCAUCCACGAUGCCGUUUCGAAGGUCAACAACAACUACUUCAGAUCGUUCUUAGAUUUUGCGAAUUCCAAGGUGAUCGUUGAGGAAGACGGUUUUGUUCCAACCGCUGACGUGGACAAGCUCAUUCUUUGCCCCAAUCUGGAGGUUGAUAGCUUGCUAAGGUUUCCAUUCUAUGACUUAGAUUUUGGAACUGGAUGUCCGUACAUUUUCAUGCCGACAUUUUUGCCGAUUGAAGGAUUGAUGUUUUUUCUUCCUUCCUUCACUGGAGAUGGAAGCAUUGACGCUUUUAUUGCUUUGUUCCAAGACAACUUGGCUACCUUCAAGCAGAUUUGCUAUUCUCUUGACUAAAGGCUUUCUUUAUCCCAACAAUACUUUCAUAAUUUUGGAAAAUAAUUUUUAAAAAUGACUCAUUUUUUAAAAAAUAAUUUAAUUUUCUAAUAUUUGUUUGAACGUCAGAAAUCUAUAUUUUUCUGUUUGGCUGAAAGUUAAAAACUACGUUUUUUCUGUUUGGUACAUUUUUCUUAAAAUGAACACAUUAUUUGUGGGCAAGGGGGAGUACGGUAAAUAUAUCUAUUUUUGUGGCUAUUAUUACCCUAGUUUUUUUCUUUCAUGAUUAAAUAUGGUUUUCCCACUUUAUUUUAUAUUAUGUAUAUCAGUGGUUAUUUAAUGAAAGAGGUUCUAGGUUUUCUGAGUUCAA
Molecule: messenger RNA, 1683 nt
Organism: Ipomoea triloba (trilobed morning glory)
Lineage: Eukaryota; Viridiplantae; Streptophyta; Magnoliopsida; Solanales; Convolvulaceae
Product: agmatine coumaroyltransferase-2-like
Exons: 1
Coding region: 21-1334 (437 amino acids)
Molecular function (GO): acyltransferase activity, transferring groups other than amino-acyl groups
Source: RefSeq, a predicted model, not a curated record